AUGGAAAUUAAUUUGAUCUGGGUUUUCAUGCCGAUAGUGUCUUUUCUUGCCGUCGUUUAUUGGUACAUCACGAGAAACGAUAAGUACUUCCACGAUAAACCCAUUCCGUGGUUGGCGGCGGAGUUUCUCUUUGGAAGCUCGCGGCGCUUGUUGCUGAAGAAGAUAUCCUUUCACGAGUUCAUCAUUGAUAUCUACAACAAGUUCCCGCUAGUGAAGGUGUUUGGUAUGAUGGAAACGAUGAAGCCAACGUUCGUGGUGCGCGAUCCGGAGUUGAUCAAGCGCAUCGGUGUGAGGGAUUUUGAGUACUUCAUGAACCAUCGACCAAUUUUCGGUAGCAGCGAGGAUCGCCACAGCACGGCUCUGUUCGGCAAGACGCUGGUUUGGCUCAACGGGCAACGUUGGCGGGAUAUGCGAGAGAAACUCAGUCCGGCCUUCACUAGUUGUAAAAUGCGCCAGAUGUUCGACCUGAUCGUCGAGUGCAGCACCAAUAUGGUGGAGUUUUAUCAGAGCGAAAUCCGUAACACCAAAGUCCCACAGGAGCAUGAGAUGAAGGACGUGUUUACACGGUUCGCCGCGGAUGUGAUUGCGACGUGCGCCUUCGGUAUCAAGGUGGACUCACUACGUAACCCGUACAAUGAUUUCUACCUCAACGGGAAAAAGAUGAUGAUGUUAAAUCGACCGAUCGUGUUGGCAAAAAUGAUCGGUUUUCGGGUGGUUCCGAAACUCAUGAGCUGGCUAAACCUAGACCUGUUCGAUCGUGAGCAGAACGCAUACUUCACCGAGAUCAUGCGGGAGACGGUUCGAACUCGGGAGGCACUCGGUAUUGUACGUCCGGAUAUGGUCAACUUACUGAUGCAGGCUCGCAGGGGAGGUCUCAAGCAACAACGUGAAACGGAAGACCGAGAAGAGGUCAAAGGCUUCGCCACCGUCGAAGAAUUCGUGGUGGAUCAGAGCGAAACGGAUAAGAGCAUGCCGAUGACGGAGCAGGAAAUGGUAGCCCAGUGUCUGCUAUUCUUCCUCGCAGGGUUCGACACUGUCUCAACGUGCCUGGCAUUCCUCGUAUUUGAGCUGACGAUCAACCGCGAGGUACAGGAUCGGCUCUACGAGGAGAUCUGUGCGACAAGUGUGUCACUGGGUGGAAGUCCACUCACCUACGACGUGAUGCAAGGUAUGCGAUAUAUGGACAUGGUUGUUUCGGAAGUGUUACGCAUGUGGCCACCAGCCUCAGCUACAGAUCGACUGUGCGUACGUGACUACGUUUUGAACGAUGGUGAUCGCCUUAAGUUCACUAUUGAUAAAGGCACGGUAGUGUUUAUCCCGAUCUCUGGACUGCACCACGACCCGCAGUACUUCCCGAACCCAAGCAAAUUCGAUCCAGAGCGCUUUAGUGAGGCGAACCGGGAAAAGAUUAACCCGAGCACAUAUCUGCCGUUCGGUAUCGGACCGCGGAAUUGCAUCGGAUCGCGUUUCGCCCUCAUGGAAGUUAAGUCCAUUAUCUAUUACAUGCUGCAAGAGUUUUCGUUCGAGCGUACUCCAAACACUCAGGUGCCGCUUCGUCUUGCAAAGGGCUUUUCUGGAAUACGCAGCGAAAAGGGCGUGUUCGUGGAGUUUCGGCCAAGAAAGUGA
Messenger RNA from Anopheles nili, 1626 nucleotides. RefSeq names its product probable cytochrome P450 9f2. Lineage: Eukaryota; Metazoa; Arthropoda; Insecta; Diptera; Culicidae. Gene Ontology annotation, molecular function: oxidoreductase activity, acting on paired donors, with incorporation or reduction of molecular oxygen; monooxygenase activity; heme binding. The record is from RefSeq and is a predicted model, not a curated record. Bases 1 to 1626 code for a protein of 541 amino acids. The transcript is spliced from 2 exons.